Molecule: messenger RNA, 897 nt
Organism: Paraglomus brasilianum
Lineage: Eukaryota; Fungi; Glomeromycota; Glomeromycetes; Paraglomerales; Paraglomeraceae
Source: the annotation of a GenBank genome assembly
AUGUCACAGUCAGAUUCUACCGAAGUACCGCCAGAAUUAUCUCCCGAUCUCAAUUCUCCACCGCUGACAGAUCUCGCUUCACAAGACCCGCUUCCACCACCGCUACCGCCUCCACCACUCUUUGGCUUCCGCACACAUAGUCGCGACUUUCACAAAUCCUUUCCUCCACGUUGGGAUGAAUUCUGUGUACAAUGGUGCAAGCAGAUGAAUAGCCGACGCGAGGUUGGCCAAAGCGCAGUGUGUAGAAUGGCAUGUUUGAGAAGAAAGAAGAGGGAUGAAAAUGUGAGCAAAGCACAUGCGGAUAUCGACAGCGUUGAAGCGGUGCAUAACGUGGAAAAGACCGUUGAAACGAAUAAGAAUGAUGCGGAAAAGAAUGAGGUUAAACCCAACGGAAGCAAAUGGAACCCUCUUGAUGGAUACUACUUUUAUUAUGUGAAGGGCGUGGACAAGUGCGUUAGGCAUACUGAAGGAAUGAAUUCAAGAGAAAAGUUAACGACUGAUAAUUUGGAGACAGAUCCCUCUGCAGAAGAAUACGAGAUAGAUCUGGGUGAAAAGUUGGAAACGACAAAAUCCGAAACGACGAGAAUCAUAAAACGAGCAUUCACUCCCGGUUACCACUUGACCAAACGUUACAUAGAAUCCUUCACGGAUGGAACACAAGCUGCGUUCUUUCAUAAAUUCACCGAAAGCGUGCAGCGUCUGGAUGCUGUUCAUCUUGUCGGAGACAAUGCAAAAAAAGCAUGGGAUGUUUGGUUUGGUGGUGAAGGAAAUGGGGAAGAAUCGACGCUGAGAAAUUGGAAGCAAUUGGAGGUUGAAGAGAAGAAUGAUAUUUUAACAUUUUGUGGAUGGACGAGAGAGAUUUAUAGGUACAUGCAAGGAAGAAGAUUAGCAUUAUGA